Molecule: messenger RNA, 210 nt
Organism: Puccinia triticina
Lineage: Eukaryota; Fungi; Basidiomycota; Pucciniomycetes; Pucciniales; Pucciniaceae
Exons: 3
Coding region: 1-210 (69 amino acids)
Source: RefSeq, a predicted model, not a curated record
AUGGCACAACCGUACUGGGGCCUUAGGGGCGAUCGACUCCAUCUCGCAGUGGCGACUCUUGCUGGUUUAGGAUUCCUUCUUUUUGGGUAUGACCAGGGAGUGAUGGGCGGGCUUCUGACCCUGCCGACUUUCGUAGACACAUUCCCGGCUAUGGAUACCACCUCCGGAAACCUCAGCGCGGAGGCGGCUUGCAGAGAUCAUCUCGUUUGA